UGCUGCUGCGUCGCAGAGGCAGUCCCGGCGGACGAAAUUGCCCUCCCUUUUCCAUUGAAAUCACGAAACCCUUCAAUUUCUUUCCCACUCAGAUUCUAACCACACCACAGUCAAAGAUCCUUACUCAUUCUCUCUGCACGCCAAGAUUUUCUCAGAAAUUAAGCUUAUUUUCUUGCACUUUCUUUUCCGAUUUUUUUCCACUCUCUUUUCCGGCCAUGCGACCUUGAACAAAGAAAGCAAGAAAGAAGGAAAGAAAGAAAAAGAACCGUGCGGCAAUGGAUUUCGUUGAAGGCGUGGGAGAGAGCUCAUCGCCUCCGCGCACCUUCAGCGGUUACAGCAACUACGAUGUGAGGAACGACGUGUACAAUCGCUUGAUGGAAACCGGCCACGACCAAGCCGUGUCGAAUCCCGAGUUUCGCGAACAGCUGGAAGCUCACUUCAAUCGCUUGCCUCCAAGUUAUGGACUUGAUGUUAAUAUCGAUAGAGCUGAAGAUGUUCUAUUGCAUCAGACCCUUCUUGCUUUGGCAAGAGACCCAGACAAGCGCCCCGUCUAUCAUAUACGCUUCUUGGAGAAUAUUUCUACUAGAACAGAUGGUGAAGAUCAACAAAUUGUAAAUACUCAUUCUGUCCUAGGGUCAACUUCACAUGCAACAAAUGGGGGAGCUGUAUCAUCUCAUAAGAGUACAAUGAGGGAUCUUGCAACUGAGUUUGAGCCCUGCUCGAAGCUUGAGGACCUAAAUUUGGAUGUUAGAAAGAACUCCAAGGAGACAGAGGAAAAAUUUCUUACUGACAACUUUUCCCAGAGGCAUGAACUUUCAAGUGUCCCAGUUCAUGAAAUAAUAUUUUCCACUGUUGACAAGCCAAAGCUUUUAAGCCAGUUGUCUGCUUUGCUGUCUGAAAUUGGGCUUAACAUCCGUGAAGCACAUGUUUUCUCCACAACUGAUGGCUACUCCCUUGAUGUGUUUGUGGUGGAUGGAUGGCCAGUAGAGGAAACAGAUGAUUUGUAUGAUGCUAUGGAAAAAGCUGUAGCAAGAAGUGAGGGGUCAUGGUCUCGUUCUUCAAAUUCUCAUUCAGCUGUGGAGAAAGCCUUAGCAGCAGAAGGAAAAUCUGGAGAUUGGGAAAUAGACAGGAGGUUGUUAAAGAUAGGAGAAAGAAUAGCAUCUGGAUCCUGUGGAGAUUUAUAUCGUGGAGUUUAUAUUGGUGAAGAUGUUGCUGUUAAGGUUCUGAGAUCUGAGCAACUGAAUGAUGCCUUAGAGGAUGAGUUUGCUCAAGAAGUAGCAAUUCUGAGGCAGGUCCAUCAUAAAAAUGUUGUUCGUUUCAUUGGUGCAUGUACAAAGUGUCCACAUUUGUGUAUAGUAACAGAGUAUAUGCCUGGAGGAAGUCUGUAUGAUUAUUUGCACAAAAAUCAUAAUGUGUUGGAGCUGUCUCAAUUACUAAAGUUUGCAAUUGAUGUCUGCAAGGGUAUGGAGUAUUUGCAUAGAAACAACAUAAUUCACAGGGAUCUGAAGACGGCCAAUUUGCUGAUGGAUACACACAAUGUUGUUAAAGUAGCAGAUUUUGGAGUUGCUCGGUUCCUAAAUCAGGGGGGAGUAAUGACAGCAGAAACUGGAACGUAUAGAUGGAUGGCACCAGAGGUGAUAAACCAUCAGCCCUAUGAUCAGAAAGCAGAUAUAUUCAGUUUUUCCAUAGUACUGUGGGAACUAGUGACAGCAAAGGUACCAUAUGAUACCAUGACUCCAUUACAAGCUGCCCUGGGUGUGAGACAGGGACUACGACCAGAACUUCCAAAGCAUGGACACCCUAAACUAUUAGAUUUGAUGCAAAGAUGUUGGGAAGCAAUUCCAAGCAGUCGUCCAUCCUUCAAUGAGAUAACAGUUGAACUUGAAAAUCUUUUACAAGAAAUUGAGAACGAUUCGGAAGCUAACGGUGCUUGACAUAUUCAGCACAAAAUGUUGUACUCCAGUUAUACUCCGACUGUUGGGCGAGAAUCUGCCCUUUUUGUUCCCCUCCCUCCUUAGCUAUGCAAAAAUAGCUGUAGAGUUUUUCGAAGGAGUUCACAGAAGCUGACAUAUACAAAGUGAGAAAAUGUAAAGAGGCAUACUAAUGUUAUAGUUGAUAAUAGAAAAUAUAUAUCUCAGGCAAAAUCACGUCAAACUUCACUGUGAAAAGUUGUUUUGACAAGAGGAAUGCGUUCCACGCGGCUAUUGAAAUGUGUUCUGUUGAAAUUUCAGCUAUGUAAUCAAUGAAGUGCAUAGUGAGAUCAAUUAUGUUGAGCAUUAAUGUAUCGUAUUGUAAAUGGAUGGCAGACAUGGAGCGAUGAGCUCCGGUGUUAAACUAGCUUAGUCGAAAAUGUUACAUUUGCCUUCCUUGUAUUAUUAUUUCCUUCUGAUAUUUUUUUAUUUUUAUUUUUAUUUUUAUACA
This is a messenger RNA of Gastrolobium bilobum, 2421 nucleotides long. Its product is annotated as serine/threonine-protein kinase STY46-like. NCBI's taxonomy places the organism in Eukaryota, Viridiplantae, Streptophyta, Magnoliopsida, Fabales, Fabaceae. Gene Ontology annotation, biological process: protein phosphorylation. The record is from RefSeq and is a predicted model, not a curated record. Bases 276 to 1934 code for a protein of 552 amino acids. The transcript has 16 exons. Gene Ontology annotation, molecular function: ATP binding; protein kinase activity.